Messenger RNA from Glycine soja, 1191 nucleotides. RefSeq lists its product as uncharacterized. NCBI's taxonomy places the organism in Eukaryota, Viridiplantae, Streptophyta, Magnoliopsida, Fabales, Fabaceae. Bases 1 to 1191 code for a protein of 396 amino acids. The transcript is spliced from 2 exons. The record is from RefSeq and is a predicted model, not a curated record. Gene Ontology annotation, molecular function: zinc ion binding; nucleic acid binding.
AUGGCAAGCAAUGGCUUGAGUAUGUUUCAAUUUCCUCGUCUUACCAAAGAGAAUUAUGAUAAUUGGUGUCGUCGCAUGAAAGCCUUGUUAGGUUCUCAAGAUGCAUGGGAGAUUGUAGAGAAAGGUUAUACCCAACCUCAAAAUGAGGCUAUUUUGUCACCAAAUGAGAAGGAGACUUUGUUGAAGUCGAAGAAGAAGGAUCAACAAGCACUUACUUUCAUUCAUCAAGGUUUGGAUGAAGCUAUGUUCGAGUUGGUGUCAAAUGCAACCACAUCCAAAGAAGCAUGGGAGAUUUUGAAAACCUCCCUUGAAGGUGUUGAUAAGGUAAAAAAGGUGCGCCUACAAACUCUACGUAGAGAGUUUGAAUCAUUGCAUAUGAAGGAAUCCGAAUCUAUCUCAGAUUUUGGCAAUAAGGUGUUGGCUAUUGUGAACCAAAUGAAGCGUUAUGGAGAAAAUAUGGAAGAUGUUCGUGUGGUGGAAAAGAUCCUUCGCUCCUUAAUCACUAAAUUUGAUUAUGUGGUUUGUGCUAUUGAAGAGUCUAAGGAUUUAGACUCAAUGACCGUAGACCAAUUGAUAGGUUCUCUUCAAGCCUAUGAAGAAAGGUUCAAUAGAAGACAUGAUGAGCCAUUGGAGCAAGUCCUCAAAGCCAAAGCUUCUUUGAAAGAAAAUGGAGGAGAAAGUAGUCAAAAAACACGUGGACGUGGAAGAGGACGUGGUUGUGGACGUGGUCAUGGCCAAGGAAGAGGAGGAAGAGGAGAUCGUGAUAAUUUUGACAAUAAUGAAUGGAGGAGCCAUCAAUCCACUAGAAGUCGUGGAAGAGGAAGAGGAAGAGGUAGAAAUAAUUAUGAAAAAGCAUAUGAAAGGAGGUAUGAUAAAUCUAAUGUUGAAUGUUUUAAUUGUCAUAAAUAUGGCCAUUACUCUUGGGAGUGUAGAACAAAUGUUGAAGAGAAGGUCAAUCUUGUUGGUGAUAAAGAAGAUAAAGAAGUUGAAGAGUCAACACUACUACUAUCACUUAAUAAUGGUGAGAAGGAAGACAAAUGCUUAUGGUAUCUUGACAAUGGAGCAAACAAUCACAUGUGUGGAUGCAAAGAGAAAUUUGUGGAACUUGAUGAGAAGGUGAAAGGAAAUGUUUCUUUUGGAGAUUCUUCCAAGGUGCAAAUCCAAGGAAAAGGUGUUUAUGUCAAGAAAUAG